Musca vetustissima is the source of this 1124-nucleotide messenger RNA. RefSeq names its product mannose-1-phosphate guanyltransferase beta (gene Gmppb). Gene Ontology annotation, cellular component: cytoplasm. Gene Ontology annotation, biological process: GDP-mannose biosynthetic process; cell wall mannoprotein biosynthetic process. The record is from RefSeq and is a predicted model, not a curated record. Lineage: Eukaryota; Metazoa; Arthropoda; Insecta; Diptera; Muscidae. The coding region runs from base 1 to 1113 and encodes 370 amino acids. Gene Ontology annotation, molecular function: GTP binding; mannose-1-phosphate guanylyltransferase (GTP) activity. The transcript has 3 exons.
AUGUGUGGGUCAUCGCCUCAAGUCACAAAAGGAACACGAGCCUUAAUUUUAGUUGGGGGUUAUGGCACAAGAUUGCGUCCGCUAACAUUGAGCACACCAAAGCCACUGGUGGAGUUUGCCAAUAAGCCAAUAUUACUGCACCAACUGGAGGCAUUGGUUAGUGCGGGAUGUAUUCAGGUCAUCUUGGCUGUAUCGUAUCGUGCUGAACAAAUGGAAAAAGAAUUAAAAAUCGAAGCAGAAAAACUGGGCGUAGAAUUGAUAUUUUCACAUGAAACUGAACCGCUGGGAACUGCCGGACCUUUGGCCUUGGCUAAACACAUUUUAAGUGCCAGCAAUGAACCUUUUUAUGUUCUAAACUCGGAUGUCAUUUGCGACUUCCCAUUCAAACAAUUGGAACAAUUCCAUCGCAAUCACGGCAAGGAGGGCACAAUAGUCGUGACCAAAGUAGAAGAACCCUCCAAAUAUGGUGUAGUGUUAUACGAUGAACACGGUUGCAUCAAAAGUUUCAUAGAGAAACCACAAGAAUUUAUUAGUAAUAAAAUCAAUGCUGGCAUUUAUAUAUUUAAUCCAUCCGUGUUGGAUCGCAUUGAAGUUAAGCCCACAUCAAUAGAAAAGGAGGUAUUUCCUCUAAUGGCUGAACAGCAUGAAUUGUAUGCCAUGGAAUUGCCGGGAUUCUGGAUGGAUAUUGGUCAACCAAAAGACUUUUUGACGGGAAUGUGUCUCUAUUUGAAUUCCGUGCGACAAAAACAACCGGCUAAUCUUUACACUGGUCCGGGUGUUGUUGGCAAUGUUCUUGUCGACCCCACAGCCAAAAUUGGUCAAGGCUGUCGAAUUGGUCCCAAUGUUACAAUUGGUCCAGAUGUUGUCAUCGAGGAUGGUGUCUGUAUUAAACGCUCUACCAUACUCAAAGGAGCUAUUGUUAAGUCACACUCCUGGUUGGAUUCCUGUAUUGUUGGUUGGAGCUCAAUAGUCGGUCGUUGGGUCCGACUGGAGGGUACCACGGUGUUGGGUGAAGAUGUCAUUGUUAAAGAUGAAAUAUACAUAAACGGUGGCCAGGUGUUGCCGCAUAAAAAUAUCGCAGCCAGUGUACCAGAACCUCAAAUUAUAAUGUAGAUUCAACAAAA